AUGCCUGAACCUCGCCCCAAAUGUCUGAAGAAAGUGCUACAUGCUGGUCGUGGAACAGUGCCGGAGUAUCGAGACGGUACCAAGGCGAUAUUCCACUAUGAGACGUUGAAACCGAUAGACCCCGUGGAUCCAGAAGCCGGGAUGCCGGAAAGCAGAGAUGACUACGAAGUUAUUGACAAUACAAGACGACCAUGGCCAGAUGGAUAUGGCAAGCCGCUGGAGCUGAUAUUUGGCAAGAAAUUUCAAUUACCGGUGUUUGAGACAUGUUUACGGUCGAUGUUAGUCGAUGAGGUCUCCCAAUUUGAUGUGGAACUAACUGAGCUCUGUACAUAUCCAAUGGUGUCCAAAAAGUUACGGGAUCUGUCCAAACCACACGACAAAGGAGGUGGCCACUCACAUGAUUCACACAUGUGUGCAGCCGCUUUGACAGCCGGACUCAUAGACUAUGAAGCAGAAAGCUGGCAAAUGGGUUGUAGAGAGAAACUACAAUCAGUGGAAACGUUGCGAUUACAAGGGAAUCAGUUGUUUGCUCAGGUAUGUUAUAACCUCUACUCUUGCAUUCAUAUGGAUUAA
This is a messenger RNA of Cooperia oncophora, 573 nucleotides long. Lineage: Eukaryota; Metazoa; Nematoda; Chromadorea; Rhabditida; Trichostrongylidae. The record is from the annotation of a GenBank genome assembly.